This is a messenger RNA of Adineta ricciae, 3489 nucleotides long. Lineage: Eukaryota; Metazoa; Rotifera; Eurotatoria; Adinetida; Adinetidae. The record is from the annotation of a GenBank genome assembly.
AUGGUCAUUGUGAUGGCGUCAACACCCGAAUGUUUCUUCAAGGACGAAUCUUGUACCGAUCAGUUUAUAAGCUUUCGUGAGCUACGGCAUGAACAUUUCUCGAGCUCAGUUUUUCCUGGUGCGCGAUCGUGUAUUGAGAUCAUGUUGUUACGAGGAGAUCGAUUUUAUCAACCAGUUCUUCGUUUACAAAAGACGCAUGUGUGCACACGACACAAGGAAGAAUUGUUGAAGGAAUUUCGACGAUCGAAAUACCGAACUUGUCACACGUGUGUGCCUUGUUUUGGAAAAUCAAAGCCUAGUGAAGCUGCUCAAAAUAUCGGAGCAUUUAUUGCACUUACUCUUUAUGAAGAACUGCAUUUUCAAUAUUCAUAUGGAAAGUUAAUUUGUCGUCGUUGUCGAGAGGCAGUCAUGAAACGUACGGAUCCAAUCAAGAUUAGCAAUCAUAUGUCGGCUUUCCAUUGGCUUGACACUAUUGUUUGGAGUGAUGAGGAAUCGGAAGAAAGCACUAAUGACAAAGACUUUCAUUAUUCUCCUGUUUCUAUCACACCGACGUCAUCCGUUUUUAGUGGUCAAAAUGACAAGAGCAAACGAGCUGCAUUACAAAACUUUAUUCAACUAAUGCAUCCUGAUCGUUCUGGUCGGUCUCUUUUAGUCACCCAUUCCUAUAAUGAACUUACUAAGGGUGCUCAAAAGAAUUUUCUUUGCUCAACAAAGGCCGUGAUCGAUAUUGUUUUGGAGUUUCUUGCCGGUUCGAAUGCGAAUGAAGUUCGUACAAAGCUUUUUACGGAGACAAACAAGAGAAGCAGGGUUGUAAUGGAUCCGAAACUAAUGAAUAUUUUGUCAGCCAUUGCUGAAGCAUAUAAUAACGCCGACAGCCCUUCGAAUCGUCGAACAAUUUUAUCUAUUGUGGCCAAACACGUGGAUUACAAUCUGAUAUCUUCCGUUAUUCCGGGCUUGACAAGACACCGUCUUACAGAAGCUCGUUUAUUUGCAGUAGAGUCGGGAAAAGGUGUGAUAACAAAAUCAACACCUCGUAUCAAUGUUUGUUACUCAUCAGCUCAAGUAGAGCACUUUAUUGACUUCGUUCUUAGUCCGCAUAUCUCGAGUGAUGUACCAUUUGGGGAGAAAACUUUACGGCUUUCUAGCGGCAAAGAAUUCAAUGUACCGGAUACAAUACGAUCUAUCAAUUCCACACGAAUUAUACAACAAUACUAUGAAUAUUGCCAUCAGAUGUGUGCCAAUUUUGAACCACUGGCUUCUUCUUCGCUGUACAAAAUAUUAAACUGUUGCAAAGCUUCAACGCGGAAAUCACUUCAAGGUUUGAACAACUUCGUAGCAGAUGGUAUUGCCGCUUUCGAAGAUCUGAAGAUUAUUAUUCAAAAUCUCUCGAUUGAUUCAGAUGAAAAGAUACGGCUAGCUAAAGCGGUACAACGAGCGAAGCAAUACUUGAAAUCUGACUUUAAACUGCAUGUUCGCCAAUCUUCAAGUGUCGCUGAUCAUUGCAUUCCAUUUUCGCUUAGCGAACGAAACUCGACAUUUUUUUCGUCAUCGUGCAAUCACCAUCAUGACGACAUUUGUAUAGAAUGUACUAAUCUGGCAAAUGUUCUUUUCGACAUAAAACAAGCAAUAAAGACGAAUAAUUCACCAGAAACUGUAGGUCGAACAAUGUACGAUUAUGAUGAGUCUUUAGAAGCUAUAUUAGCAUGGAAGUCACAUUUAUUACGAUGCGUUAAUCAAGGCCAAUGUCGAAUAAACAUUAUGCAAAGCAUGUCUGAAAAUAGUAUAUUUUUAAAUUUGGACUGGGCAAUGAAGUGGAAUCCAGUUUACUACAGGGAAGGUCAGGCAGCCUUUUUUGGUAAAAAAGGCAUUAGCUGGCACAUAACUGUUGUGUCAAUGAAGCAAGCUGGAGCUGAUGAAGAUGAUGGGUCGUCAAGCGAUGUUGACGAAAGCGAUGAUUCAUCAGUCGAUGCUGAUGAUGACGACGAAGAAGCUGAGAAAUCAAAUAAUGAAGCAUUCCGAAAAAUUGCUCUUGAGCAUAAAAUAUUUGUCCACGUAUUCGAUCAGGUGACUCAAGAUAGUGACGCUGUGCUUGCGAUACUUCAGGAUGUUCUCACAAGGGUAAAAGCGCACAAUCCAAAUAUAAAAAAUGCAUACAUCCGAUCAGACAACGCCGGAUGUUAUCAUUCGGCGCAAACAAUCAUAGGCUUGCGUCAACUUUCUCUCAAUACAAAUAUUACAAUCAUUCGAUUCGAUUUUUCGGAUCCUCAAGGAGGAAAAGGCUCCUCCGAUAGAUAUUCUGCUGUAUUGAAGUCACACGUUCGGCGCUUUUGGAACGGAGGGCAUGAUGUCGCGACUGCUGCUGAAUUUGUGGCAGCAUGCGCUUCAUAUGGCGGUAUCAAAAACGUUCAAGUAUUCGAAUGCCAAUUAGCCCCUGCUCAUUCAAAAGAUAAAAGGAAGAUAAACGAUAUUACCAAAUUGCAUAAUUUUAUUUUUGAACCAAGUACUUCGAUUCGUGUGUACCGAGCUUGGAAUGUAGGUGUUGGUAAAGUAUUAGCACCUGAUCAAAAUCGAAAUGGCUCUUCAAUUAUCAACAUGCUAGUCUGUGUCAAUACUCAUACGAAUCAGACCCAAUUAGUAAAUUCGAGUGCAAAUAAGCCCCAAAAAGAUCUUAUCUCGUCAACUAACGAAGACACACAUUUCAAUACUGGAACACAAUCCAAGUCGAAAUUGUUCUAUUGCGAUCAAGACGGAUGCAUUCGUCGCUUCUUUAACUAUGGCAAUCUGCUUCGACAUUUGGCUAGUGGUAACCAUUUUCGUAAAUUAGAAAAGCUGCCGAUGAAAGACUUCGCUAUGAUUACGUACAAGUCCAAACUAGACGAAGUUGACAAUCAACAACUCAUUUCCCUUGAACUAGAGAAAAUUAAUUUCCAUACGAACUCUAACGAUCAUUUACCUAAACUAAAUCAAGGUUGGGCUUUGCCAUCGCCUCGGAAAGUACAACGCCUGACUCCAAAAGUACGGCAAUUCUUGGAAGAAAAGUUUGAUGAUGGUGAACAGCGAGGAAUACGGUGGCAACCAGAGGCAGUUGUCAAUGAAAUGAAGCACAAAAAAGAUCCACUAACGGGCAGUUAUGUUUUCGAGCUUUCAGAGCUCGUUAAAGUUGGAACUGUUCGAUCGUUCUUUUCUCGACAGAGUACAAGCAGACGUAAGCAAACGAGCCGACAGUCAACUACUACACAAAACACCACUAUGACAAUCCCUGACGAAAGCGAUAACGAAGAAGAUACCGAUGAACAAGCAUUUCAAGAACAAUUAUCUGUUGACUUAGAUCUACAACUUCGACAGAUUCAAUUGUCUGCAAAAAUACUCAACUCAGCAGAUACCUCGUCAGCUUCAAAUAUCACCAAAAGAGCACUCCCGUCACUUGACAAAGAAAAUAUAUCACAUCCACGAAAAUCAUCACGAUUACCACGUAAAACCAACCAAUAA